Messenger RNA from Amorphotheca resinae ATCC 22711, 804 nucleotides. RefSeq lists its product as hypothetical. Lineage: Eukaryota; Fungi; Ascomycota; Leotiomycetes; Helotiales; Amorphothecaceae. The record is from RefSeq and is a predicted model, not a curated record. The transcript is spliced from 2 exons. Bases 1 to 804 code for a protein of 267 amino acids.
AUGUAUUAUUUGGAGCCUACAACGCUAAUAGAAACAAACGAUUCGUUGUCAAUCUCAAAGCCGUUUGCCUUGAACCAAACGAAGCAUAAAGCUACUCAGAGCAAUGAGACAUAUAGGCAGCAACAGUACUUUGUAGGCCUGCUUUUUCAACAACAGUCUACGCAGUCUGCCACCAGACUCGUGGGAAUGGCUUCGAGCUUCACCGCAAACGACCCUGCAUCUGACAUGGUCAUGGGGGUAACAAUCAAUAGCCAUGGUGACCGCAGAUUGUUGAACAAAGAAAAGUUCGUCGAGACAGAAGUCCCCAAAGAUCAUCCAAUUUUCACGAGCCGACCAACGCACAUUGGGGAGAAUAUUGGAAUCCCAGUGCUAGUUCAAAAGCUCGUCCCCUUUUACGAUUUACCUGAGGGAGCACCAGAUAGAAACAUGAAUCGGACCGCCAUGUAUCUCAAGCUACUUGUCAAUGUCCAGGAGCGAGGUUGGGGAUUUACCAAUCUCUUUAAUCCGGAAGAUGAACAGGCUGGGCCAAUUCUCAUUGUUCGUAAGGAUGGCAAACCUAUUACUCCGAGGCAGGUCGAGGCUCUUGCGGCGUUCUGUCGUUUCCAAGUUGCUCCCGAACACAGGCAAUUACAAGAUGAUUGCUUACCAGAAUUAGAGUCUGAUGAGUCUUUUGAGGCAAGGAAGGAAUUUGUAAGGACUCGUGUUACGAGAUCGGUGUUCGAGAAGUACUUUGAGGACUUCAAGAAGGAGAGAGCUAUGGAGGAUCCAUCAUGGGCUGAUGUUGCCUCCCUGUAUGAUGUUUGA